UAAAUCUCAAAUCUCAUAAGCAUCUGAGGAACAAAAGAAUGAUGAUCAUCACGAGAACAUCUAUCUUUGCUUUCCUACAAUUGCUAAUGAUUGAGUCAGCAGUAGGCCAGGCUCUGGUGAAGCCUGGUUAUAAAGAGCGUUGUGGGAAUGUCAGCAUUCCAUAUUCCUUUGGAAUCAGAGCAGAUUGCUACAUGCACAAAGGGUUUGAGGUCUCCUGCAACAAAACUUCCAACCCUCCUACAACUUUACUAACCAGCAUAGAGACUGAGGUGCUGUAUUUCUCUCUUGAUCACGGCAUAGUUAAUGUCCAAAUGCCAAUCACAUCCCAGCAGUGUUCUGUUAGUUUGAAAUUUUUGGAUUUCUCGGGAAAUCCUUUCAUGUUCUACAAAAAGAGAAUGUCGUUGCCCCCUGAGGGAUAUGUUCCAGCUGUGUUAGACUGGGUGAUUACUGAUGAGGAUGCAUCACAAUUACCAUAUAUUAUGAUCAUGCAUUUAAUUGUUCCCAGUUUAAUGGUACCAUUGCUAAUUCUUCCUUCUUUUAUAAUACUUCUUCGCUCCCUACCUUAUGGAUGUCAAGGCUGUUAUUUGGAGACUGAAGUUCCUCUGCUUGUUUAUGAAUUCAUCUCCAACGGGACACUUUUCCAGUACAGACAUGAUCAAAAUGAGGACUUCCCAUUAACCUGGGAAAGAAGGAAAACAACUGCAGCGGAAGUUGCAGCUGCACUUUCGUACUUGCACUCAGCAGCCUCCAUUCCCAUUUAUCAUAGAGAUGUCAAGUACUCAAAUAUUCUACUAGAUGAAAAGCACAGGGCAAUAGUUUCAGGCUUUGGGGACAUCAAGAUCAAUUGCCAUUGAUCAAACUCAUUUGAGCACAAAUGUGAAGGGCAUAUUUGGGUACUUGGACCCUGAAUAUUUCCGAUCAAGUCAAUUUACAAAAAAGAGUAAUGUUUACAGCUUUGGAGUUGUCCUGGUUGAGCUCUUAACUGGAGAAAAACCAAUUUCUUUAGUAAGGACAAAGGAAGUGGAUGCAAGAAGUUUGGCCUCACAUUUCAUUUUUUCCAUGGAAGAGAAUAGACUCUUUAAUAUUCU
This is a messenger RNA of Rubroshorea leprosula, 1088 nucleotides long. Lineage: Eukaryota; Viridiplantae; Streptophyta; Magnoliopsida; Malvales; Dipterocarpaceae. The record is from the annotation of a GenBank genome assembly.